AUGACAGGUUUAAGCCCAGUUAAAUCAGCUAGAGAAAGACCAAUACUAGCAAGACUUGACCAAGCAGAUGAAGGAAGUAUACUAGAGUGUUGGAAUGCACUUGGGGAGAUAAAAUCUUGCACAAAUGAAAUAGUUGCUUAUUUCACAAUUGGCACAAUUGAUAUUGACUUACCUUGUUGUCAAGCCAUUUCUGUCAUUACACAUCAUUGUUGGCCUGCUAUGCUUAGUACCCUUGGGUUCACUCCUGAACAAACAAAUAUUUUGAGAGGUUAUUGUGAUGCUUCUAAUUCUGCAACUACUAAUGUUUCUUCUAAUUCUAGUUCUGCUCCUUCUCCAUUGGUGCUGCCUUUGGACAUAAAGAGUGAUUAG
Molecule: messenger RNA, 369 nt
Organism: Nicotiana tabacum (common tobacco)
Lineage: Eukaryota; Viridiplantae; Streptophyta; Magnoliopsida; Solanales; Solanaceae
Product: egg cell-secreted protein 1.4-like
Biological process (GO): double fertilization forming a zygote and endosperm
Source: RefSeq, a predicted model, not a curated record